Messenger RNA from Tripterygium wilfordii, 1973 nucleotides. Its product is annotated as COP9 signalosome complex subunit 2-like. The transcript is spliced from 12 exons. Gene Ontology annotation, biological process: protein deneddylation. The record is from RefSeq and is a predicted model, not a curated record. Lineage: Eukaryota; Viridiplantae; Streptophyta; Magnoliopsida; Celastrales; Celastraceae. The coding region runs from base 176 to 1495 and encodes 439 amino acids. Gene Ontology annotation, cellular component: COP9 signalosome.
UCCACGCAACCCUCUAAAUCAGCCUAGUGCUUAUUUGCAGUGGAUGCCCUAACUGGGAUUUGAAACCGGAAUUCUGAUCGCCUUUCUCGUAGCUUCGUCACAUUCGGUGCCUGCGCGGUGAACUCAAAAUCGGUUUCACGGAGAGGAAUUUCGUUUGCUAUCCACGCGACUAAUCAUGGGUUCAGAUGCCGAUAUGGAGGAUUAUGGCUUCGAGUAUUCAGACGAGGAGCCUGAGGAACAAGAUGUUGACAUCGAGAAUCAAUAUUACAACUCCAAAGGUUUGGUUGAAACAGAUCCAGAAGGAGCGCUUGCAGGUUUUGCUGAAGUGGUUAGCAUGGAACCUGAGAAGGCAGAGUGGGGAUUCAAAGCACUAAAGCAAACUGUGAAGCUCUACUAUCGUUUAGGGAAGUACAAAGAAAUGAUGAAUGCUUACAGGGAGAUGUUAACAUACAUCAAAUCAGCAGUGACACGAAAUUAUAGCGAGAAAUGCAUUAAUAAUAUUAUGGAUUUUAUUUCUGGGUCAGCUAGUCAGAACUUUGGCCUUUUGCAAGAAUUUUAUCAGACUACUCUAUGGGCCCUGGAGGAGGCAAAGAAUGAGAGACUUUGGUUCAAAACGAAUCUGAAGCUAUGCAAGAUUUGGUUUGAUAUGGGUGAAUAUGGGCGAAUGAGUAAGAUUCUAAAGGAACUCCAUAAAUCUUGUCAAAAAGAAGACGGCACAGACGACCAAAAGAAAGGAAGUCAACUUCUGGAGGUAUAUGCAAUUGAGAUUCAAAUGUACACAGAAACUAAAAACAACAAAAAGCUCAAGCAAUUAUACCAAAAGGCACUUGCAAUUAAGUCAGCAAUACCCCAUCCAAGGAUAAUGGGAAUAAUUCGAGAAUGUGGUGGGAAGAUGCAUACGGCAGAGCGUCAAUGGGCUGAAGCUGCAACAGAUUUUUUUGAAGCCUUUAAGAACUACGAUGAAGCUGGAAAUCAACGGCGCAUACAAUGCCUGAAGUAUCUGGUUCUUGCCAAUAUGCUAAUGGAAUCUGAAGUUAAUCCAUUUGAUGGUCAAGAAGCCAAGCCAUACAAAAAUGAUCCUGAGAUUUUGGCAAUGACAAAUCUCAUAGCAGCAUAUCAACGUAAUGAGAUUUUGGAGUUUGAAAAAAUUCUUAAGAGUAACCGGAGGACGAUAAUGGAUGACCCAUUCAUCAGAAAUUAUAUUGAAGAUCUGUUGAAAAAUGUCAGAACCCAGGUGCUGCUUAAGCUUAUCAAACCUUACACUAGAAUCCGGAUUCCUUUCAUAUCAAAGGAACUCAAUGUGCCAGAAAAAGAUGUUGAGCAGUUGUUGGUUUCAUUGAUUUUGGACAAUCGCAUUGAUGGCCACAUUGAUCAAGUGAACAGGCUUUUAGAACGCGGUGACAGGUCGAAGGGAAUGAAAAAGUAUACUGCCAUAGAUAAAUGGAACACGCAACUUAGGUCUCUUUAUCAAACUGUCAGCAAUCGCAUAUACUGAAAUCAUUGGCAGGUAACAUGGGUUUCCUCUCAGAUGGCCAAGAAAACAGUCCUCUUUCCCUGCUUCCGGGCCACAACAAAGUAAAAACUGCAAAGUAGAUGUGCUUAGUUUUAUGCAUUAGAGAAUGUCAGCUGGGAAAUUUCUUGUUCAUCUCAUUAUAAGAUGUUUUGAAGACAAGUUUGAGGGUAUAAAUAUCUUCUGAACACGACAAAAUUUUGGUACUGCAAAAUUUGAGACGUGUCUUAUGUUGAUAGCAUAGAUGGAGAAUAUGCUUCCUAGUAAAUGCUUUUGGUUUGUCUAUUGCUGCUGUUUUGGACUUUGGUUGAUGUAUUGAGGUGGUUGUCAAGGUGAAAAAUGGUUGUGGUACAGGGCUGAGACCCUUUAAUGGGGACCAGUUUGAUGAUAGUGAUACAUGAUUUCAGCAUUGCCUUGUGAAAUCUCUGAGAGAUCUUCUUACAGGUUAUAUUCAAAUCCUUAA